Messenger RNA from Teleopsis dalmanni, 751 nucleotides. RefSeq names its product alanine aminotransferase 1-like. Lineage: Eukaryota; Metazoa; Arthropoda; Insecta; Diptera; Diopsidae. The record is from RefSeq and is a predicted model, not a curated record. Gene Ontology annotation, biological process: biosynthetic process. The transcript is spliced from 3 exons. Gene Ontology annotation, molecular function: L-alanine:2-oxoglutarate transaminase activity; pyridoxal phosphate binding. The annotation marks the transcript as partial.
GGGUAAUAAAAAAGCAUUUGACCAAGUGAUUCGUGCUAACAUUGGUGAUUGUCAUGCAAUGGGUCAGAAGCCUGUUACCUUCCUCAGACAACUUCUUAUACUGACAUUUGAUCCCACUUUGCUUGACUCACCAAAUUAUGCAGAAGAUGUGAAAGAGCGUGCCAGAGCUAUUUUAGAUAGUUGUCAGGGUUGUUCUGUGGGGUCCUACACUGAUUCUGCUGGAUUGGAAGUCGUUAGAAAGCAAGUUGCUCAGUAUAUUCAAAAACGUGAUGGUGGUAUUGCUUCAGAUCCCGAUAAUAUUUAUUUAACCGCUGGUGCUACUCCCGGCAUCAAAUCAGUUCUUUCUCUAAUGCGAGCCGAAAUCAAUUCCAAGCCACCCGGUGUUAUGGUACCAAUUCCACAAUAUCCACUUUAUUCUGCUACUAUUGCUGAAUAUGGUAUGGAAAAAAUUGGUUAUUACCUUGAUGAGGAAACCAAUUGGAGUUUGAAUCGCGCCGAAUUAGAGCGCGCUUAUAAUGAAGCUAAGCAAAGUUAUGAACCGCGUGCUUUGGUGGUUAUUAAUCCUGGUAAUCCAACUGGACAAGUACUAAAACGCGAAAAUAUUGUCGAUAUUAUUAAAUUUGCGUAUGAUAACAAAUUGGUACUGUUGGCUGAUGAAGUGUAUCAAGAUAAUGUAUAUGAUAAGAAUUCGAAAUUCUUUUCAUUCAAAAAAGUAAUGACCGAAAUGGGUGCGCCCUACAAAGAUAUGGAG